UUUGCCUUUGUUUCCCCCUCAAGAUAAAAAAGAGAGCAACAAACACUUUCCGUCUAAAUUGUGUAUCCUCUCAUUCUCUUUCCCUCUCUUGAUUCUCAAUCCGUUUUUCUCAUAAUUCUUAUUUUAUCUUUUCAACAUUCUCUAGCUAAAAAUGCCUUUAGAGUCUGUUGUAUACCCGCAAGAUUCACUCGGUUACCCCUCCACUUGCAAAUAUUUCAUGUUCCACGAUCUGUACUAUCAAGAAGAGGUAGUAGUAGCUCGAGACACGGAGGAAGAUCGUCAAUGGCGAGACUAUCAUCAAUACCCUUUACUCCCUUCGUUGGAAGAAGAACUUGGUCUUCCCGCCAUCGAUAUGGAGAGUCCUCCUCCUCUGCAGCAGAGGAGGAAGAGGAGGAGAACUAGAAGCAACAAGAACGUGGAAGAUAUUGAGAACCAGAGAAUGACUCACAUCGCUGUCGAGAGAAAUCGCCGUAAACAGAUGAACGAGUACCUAGCCGUGCUCCGUUCUCUAAUGCCUUCCUCUUAUGCUCAAAGGGGAGAUCAAGCAUCGAUAGUAGGAGGAGCCAUUAACUACGUUAAGAAAUUGGAGCACAUCUUACAAUCUAUGGAGCCUAAUAGGACCACGACCAUACCUCACGAAGCUAACACUAGCACUAGCUCGUUAGUGGAUCCCUUCUCGGAUUUCUUCUCUUUCCCUCAAUACUCGACAAAGUCAUCAUCAAUAACGGAAGGCUCAUCUUCACCGGCGGAGAUAGAAGUGACGGUGGCAGAAGGCCACGCGAACAUCAAGAUAAUGGCUAAGAAGAAGCCAAAGCAGCUUCUUAAGCUUGUAGCUUCGAUACAGAGCCUAAGACUCGCUCUUCUUCAUCUCAAUGUCACCACUCUGGACAACUCGAUUCUCUACUCCAUCAGCGUCAAGGUCGAAGAAGGGAGCCAACUGACCACCGUGGACGACAUUGCAACAGCUUUGAAUAAAAUCAUGCGAAGGAUUCAAGAAGAGUCGUAAUGAUUUAGCUUAAAUUAUUUAGUUUCCAAUGUUUCUUUUUUCAUUAAAUGUAUUUAGAAGUUGCAUUUUUGUCUCCUGUAAAUCUGUAAUCAAUCAGUUGUCUUUAGCCUGUAUUCUAUGUCAUAUGUAUUUGUAAAAAAGGGUUGAAGUUUCUUAUAAAUGGUUUAUAAGUCGACA
Messenger RNA from Brassica oleracea var. oleracea, 1183 nucleotides. Its product is annotated as transcription factor bHLH94-like. The transcript is spliced from 3 exons. The record is from RefSeq and is a predicted model, not a curated record. Gene Ontology annotation, molecular function: RNA polymerase II cis-regulatory region sequence-specific DNA binding; DNA-binding transcription factor activity, RNA polymerase II-specific; protein dimerization activity. Bases 152 to 1006 code for a protein of 284 amino acids. NCBI's taxonomy places the organism in Eukaryota, Viridiplantae, Streptophyta, Magnoliopsida, Brassicales, Brassicaceae. Gene Ontology annotation, biological process: regulation of transcription by RNA polymerase II.